This is a messenger RNA of Tribolium madens (black flour beetle), 1696 nucleotides long. Its product is annotated as acyl-CoA Delta-9 desaturase-like. Gene Ontology annotation, biological process: unsaturated fatty acid biosynthetic process. Bases 213 to 1382 code for a protein of 389 amino acids. Gene Ontology annotation, molecular function: stearoyl-CoA 9-desaturase activity; iron ion binding. Lineage: Eukaryota; Metazoa; Arthropoda; Insecta; Coleoptera; Tenebrionidae. Gene Ontology annotation, cellular component: endoplasmic reticulum membrane. The record is from RefSeq and is a predicted model, not a curated record. The transcript is spliced from 5 exons.
UUGAGUGACGUUGGUAAAAAAAGCAUUCCUUUGAAGAAAGAUAGAAGAAACUACGAAUAGCAAGUACCUUUGGCGGCUUCAAGUUCAAUGUUAUAUAGCUGUCGGAAGAAAGUUAUACUUGCAUUUCGAUGGUGUAUGUUUUGCCGUUCGUUGCAAAUUAUCAGUCUGGCAUAAGUGUGCAUUUUUUACAAGUGUGUUUAUCUUAACUAACGAUGGCUCCGAAUUUGCUAGGAAAUUCAGCGUUAUUUCUGGCCGAAACUAAUUCAGCUGAACCAGUACAGAUAAUUAGUAAACCAGGACUGCAAGAUGUAUUGCCGCCAGUAAAACCCCAAAUUUCAAGCAGAUUGUCUGUGCCCCAAUACAGAUGGCAGAUCGUAUGGAGAAAUGUUUUCAUUUUUAUAUACUUGCAUAUUGCUGGUAUUUAUGGGUUAUAUUAUGCUAUUGCUCAAGCACAAUGGAAAACUCUUCUGUGGGGAUAUUUUAUUCUUCUCACAUCAGGAAUUGGCGUCACAGCAGGAGCUCACAGAUUAUGGGCCCAUCGCACAUACAAGGCAAAACUGCCUUUACGAAUUUAUUUGGCUUUUUGCCAAACUGUCGCUUUGCAAAAUCACAUCUACGAAUGGGUACGAGACCAUCGCGUCCAUCACAAAUUCACAGACACAGACGCUGAUCCUCAUAACUCCAACCGAGGAUUCUUUUUCUCACACAUGGGCUGGUUGCUUGUUAAAAAACACAAGGAUGUCUUCGUCAAGGGAAAAACUGUAGAUAUGAGCGAUGUGGCGGCUGAUCCCGUGGUACGAUUUCAAAGAAAAUACUACAUAAUCCUGGCGCCAAUCCUAACCUUCGUUUACCCUGCCAUCAUCCCUUGGUAUUUCUGGAACGAAACUCCCACUGUAUGUUUCUAUAGUGUCGCCAUCUUCAGAUAUAUUCUAACCCUUCAUGGGACUUGGUUGGUAAAUAGUGCAGCUCAUAUUUGGGGUUACAGACCUUAUGACAAAAACAUAAAUGCCACCGAAAACAAGAGCGUUUCUAUCAUUGCUUUCGGUGAAGGAUGGCACAACUACCACCAUGUCUUCCCUUGGGAUUACAAAGCUGCAGAAUUAGGAAAUUACAGGAUGAAUUUUACGACGGCUUUUCUUGAUCUGAUGUCGAAAAUUGGACAAGCUUACGAUUUAAAAACUGUGUCGCUUGACAUGGUUAAUAAGAGAAAGAAGAGAACCGGAAAUGAUACCGAAUUGGUAGCUGAAGAAUUGGUUGAAAAUGAAGAGAAAGAUCACCAUCAUCAUGAUGACAGUAUCUGGGGAUGGGGUGAUAAAGAUAUGAAACAAGAUGAUAUGGAUAUGGUAGAAGUGCAUAACCCGAGGAGGGAGAAAAAAGAUUAAAAUUGCAUGUAGGUACUGUGAUGUUUGGUUACCAGUAAGAUUUGUUUCUCUUAUUAUUUAUUGUUUUAUCUUUAAAGUAUACAUAUUUUAAUUUAUCUUUUUUGGUGGCUUUAUGUGUUAAAGAUUGCGCCACUUAGUCGACACUUUAUCGAAAAGGUUUUCAUAUUUAAUUAAAUUGUUCAAGGUUAGUGAGUCUGUUUCAAGUUGUAGCAAAUAGUUGUUACUGUUUUAUUUUUGAUUAACCUAAUAUCUGUUAUAUUUAAGUUAUUGUAUUUGUUUGUUAAAGUAAAUAUUAAUAAAUGCAAGCAGGUUAA